AGAAAGGAGAGAGAGGGGAGUCAUUCGGAGGAGAAACGAGAAGAUAACUGGACGGUGUUGCUCCGAAUUAAGAAGGAGUAUUAUUGUUGAUCCAAUUUAUUGAUGUCCUGCUCUACCGUGUUUACCACUUUACCCUCGUUAACUGUAUUUUAUGUGCUGUAAGCGCGGUGCUCACCUUUAAUAAAGGCGGAAUUUAAAAGAUUGCAAAAAAUGCAUGAAACACGAUCCAGAAUGGCGCAGUUACGAGCACAGGAAAUGGGAGAACAAAUAGACCCAGUGAUUGGAAAUCAAAUACAUGUAAAUGAAGAUCCUGCUGAUGCGCAAGGACCACUCAUUAUUGAUGAUCAACAAAUAGACCCACCGAUUGCAAAUGUUGAUCUUGCUGCACAAGAUGGAUGUACACAUCUAUCAGGGAAUGGCGAACGUCAACACAGACGACCAUCCGACUAUUGCAGACCUUUAAUAGGCCGACUUCGGAGCUUUAUCGAUAAUCAUCGAGCCCAAAUCGAAACUGAUUUAAGAAACCACCAACAACAACAAAGAAAGAAUCGGGAAGACCUUGAGUUGCUCCUUAAUGAAAGAAAUGAACACCUGAAUCAAUCCGAGAGAGAUUUAAACGCGAUGGUAGAAGAAUUGGAGACGGAUUUUCGGCGACAAGAAGAUGAACUUAUAAGAAGACGUGAUGAACUUGAUCAGCGUGAAAGUCAACUCCACCAAAGAGAAAUACGUACGAAUCACCGUUUUCAUUUUAACGAACAACGCACCAUAUAUCUGCAUAAUUUUGAAAGAACAUUAAUGCACAGAGAAUGACGGAUCCUACCACAAUUAAACCGGCGACAUCAACCUCGACAUCAACACGAUCAACACAGAGGCGGGGAACCACUUCGUCGGUAAACGGUUAUAUCCUUUUGUAAACUUUCAUAAAUACCAUAACUGUAAUCAACGAAAAUACACAGCAUUAGAUUGAAAUAAAUUUACAAUUACAAAUUCAUAUUUUUCAGCAUUGGCACGGGGACA
This is a messenger RNA of Daphnia pulex (common water flea), 1017 nucleotides long. RefSeq lists its product as uncharacterized. The transcript is spliced from 5 exons. NCBI's taxonomy places the organism in Eukaryota, Metazoa, Arthropoda, Branchiopoda, Diplostraca, Daphniidae. The record is from RefSeq and is a predicted model, not a curated record. The coding region runs from base 211 to 810 and encodes 199 amino acids.